AUGAGCUGGAGGACGGGUCUUUCGACAAAGCUGAACGUCGCUGCGACCAAGGGUAACGUGUCUGAGGCAUCCGCCAUCUUCGAGCAACUCUGGGCUGGAGCGCAGCACCCCAGCGCCACGAUGUUUUGCAACACCAUGCUCAAGGCCUACGCCAACGCAGGCGAUUUCCCUGGUGCCAGCCGCUGGGUUCAGGAGAUGCAUCGGCAAAGCGUGCGCACGAACACAAAGACCCUCGGAAAGCUCAUCGAGUCUGCAGCUAAAGCUGGCCAGGCAGGUCUGGCUCUGGAAUGGCUGGCAGAGAAAGAGGAUGCCGCGAAUCCUGUGAUGUUGAACACUGUCCUCCACGCCUUCGCCCGCUCGGCGGCCUGCACAGAGGCGGAGGCAUUCCUCUCGCGGCUUCCGGAGAAAAGCGUGCAGCCCAAUGCGAUCUCCUUCAACACAGUCAUCGCCUGCUAUUCAGACAAGGGCCACAUGGAUCGAGCCGAGGAAUGCUUGCGAGCCAUGAAACGGCAGAGCCUACAGCCUACGCUCCCAUCGUACAACGCCCUCCUACAAGGCUUUGCGAGGGCCUCAGAGCCUGCUCACGCCGUGCGGACGCUGGCGCGGCUGGUCGAGGAUGGGCUUCAAGCCAACGGCAUCACUUCUCAUUUGCUGGUCAGCGCCUUCACUCGAAGUGGCGACUGCGCAACAGCACUGCUUUGGCUUCGCACAUUUGAACAAUGUGGAAUCACUGCUGGCCUGCACGAGUACAACGUGCUUUUGAAUGGUUUUGCCAAGGAGGGCCGGAUCACGGAGACGAGGGAGCUGCUGCAAGCAAUGCGGGCGCAGACUCUGAAGCCCGACGUGGUAUCUCUCACGGCAGUAGCUGAAUGCUACACCCGCCGUGGCGACGUCGACGGCGCCCUCGAGUGCCUGGAGCGAUUCAAGACCGAAGUGAGUCUGGACCGGGUCUUCUUCAAGACGGUCAUGAACUCCUGUGCAGGAAGAGGUGACGUUGCAUCCACUCGCAUGUGGAUCCACGCCAUGCAGCAGCACGGCUUCGAUGCAGACGUGGCGAGCUCCAACAUGGUGCUGAAGGCCUACGCCAGAUCCGGUGACGCGGAGAAGGCGCUGGUCUGGCUGCAGUCGAUGACGGAGCGGAACGAUGUGAGUUUCAACACUGCUGCCAACGCCUGCGCCAAGCUCGGACGCCUGAAUCUUGUACUGCAGAUUAUGGAGGAGAUGAAGACCGCACAGGUAACGCCAGACCUCAUCACUUACACCGUGGCCUUGACCGCCUGUGGCAAUGCCCAGCCGGUGCUUUGGGAGGAGGCCCUUGAACUUUUGCAGACAAUGCAGCAGCAGAAUCUUGAGCUAGACCGUCUGGGCAUCGCCUAUGACGAAGACGACGAGGAUGCCAAGGACGCGGAAGCAUACAUGGAUAGUCUACCUUUCGAUACCAGCAUCUUCAACCAGGAAGAUCUUCAGUACGGCCUCAUUUGGAUGCUGCAGGUUCGCGCCGCCAUGAUGCCCAUCGCAAAGCCGCCAGAGGUGGCAACUCUGAAGUUCUUGAUCUGUCCUGACAUGGCGCAGGAAGAAGAGGGAGAUCGAGAUCGAAUCAGAGGAGGAGGCCGCGACAAGGGGAAAGGGAAAGGAAAGGAGGGCAAAGGCCGUUCCGAAACCGUUGGGAGGUUCAUCCCUGAGAUGGGCCGAACAGAAAUCGUCCCCAAACCGCAGCGUGGUACCUGGUGGAGGAACUGCUGUCCGAACAAGGGUGAAGUGAUCAUCCGAGAGCAGUUCCUCCUCACCUCCGAGGAGAUCACGAGGGUGCCGUUUGGCCAGUAUGUCUUGCAGGCUGGACCUCUUGAGGUCUUCGUUUCGGGCCCUGCAUCGGGAUUGCAGCGCAUGCCCGUGCAGCCGCGCGGAUGGGUCACCGUCGACGCGUCCGCCGUAGGCGGACCUCUCUACUUGGAAAAGGUCAAGCUGCCACGAUGGCAGGUGGUCUUUAACAGCGGUUCCCAGAAGGGGGACAUCGUUGUCAGGAAGGGGGUGUCGCUGGACAGUGACGAGGUCGCAGUUCUGACUUGCGGGACAGUCGUGGACCAGGCAGCUCCUCUGGAGGAAACCGAGGAUGGCAUCGUCCGGAUGAACAUCUCCUUCUUGGACACGUCGAGCAGGGAGCCCUCCUCGUCGUCAAGAGUGCGCCAAGGUUGGGUCACCUGCGAUGCCACAUCUCAGGGCGGACCGAGAUUUUUCGAGCCCUUGGAUCCGCAUGACACCUCCCAGAAGCCCACGAAGGCGGAAAAUCCAGAUCAGGGUGGAGCCGAGGAAGGUGCAUGGGACUCCAACCGCACCUGGCGUGUGAUGAAUCUGCAGGAUCCCAAGGAUCUCGUCGUUGUGAAUAAGCCCGAGCCGUUCGCGCCCGGCUCGGGCAAAGUCGUCCCCCCAGAGAUGCUGGUGAGGCAUCUGGGAAAUGGCGACGUGGUGUAUCAG
Molecule: messenger RNA, 2472 nt
Organism: Symbiodinium sp. CCMP2592
Lineage: Eukaryota; Dinophyceae; Suessiales; Symbiodiniaceae
Source: the annotation of a GenBank genome assembly